UUGCAGGUUUAUGUGCCCUUUAUCUGCCGGAGCGCCACAGGUGGAUCCUGCCCCCCUCGCUGCCCCAUGGUUAUUCCCAUUUCAGCCUGUCCCGGCUGCGAGGGAAUGAGGAAACAAAUGCAGAUUGAGGGGAGGGAGGGGGGGCUAGAACUGCAGUUGUAGUGAGUCGGCACAGGCGUCCCUUCUGCUGGCACGGCUUCCAGACGGCACAAGCGAGUGCCAAGCUUCACCAGUUUCACUCAUUCAAACAAGUGUGGCAAUCUGACUUGGGAACAGAGUGUGCCGUCUCACUCCGCCUGCCCGGGACUCGCUGCCCAGCGCUGCUUCAGGCUUUUCAUUCACAUUUCUCCUGCGCUCUCUUCUCCUCUCCCCCCCACUCUCUCUCUCUCUCACACUCUCUGACACUCUCACACUCACAUCUACACAAUACACACACUCUCUCUUGUCUCUGCCCCCCCUCUGUGGUGUAACAUGGGGAUCCCUCUCCCUCCCGCACCCAGGGGAUUGUUGUAGCACUUGUGUAGAGGCUUUGCCGCCUGUGCCGGGGAGAGAAAGCACAAGAGGAGACAAGAUUUCCAUCCCUCGCUCACAGCUGUGCCUGCCGAGAUACAGCAAAGUCACCGGGAGACAAACCCUUAGAGCUGGGAAGGAGGACGAGCAGCGAAGAGCCAGCACCAAGACCCUCAGCUGCUCCCUGGACUCUGUCUCUCCUUUAGUCCCUUUUUUUGGAGGGGUUUCAGUCUCUCCUCUCUGCUCCAUUAUAAAGAAAAAAGGGCAGUUUGAUCCUAAAAAAGGGGGAGCAGGGUCAAGGGGGGGUUCUAGCAGCAUCUCUACGGCCCCUUAACCCUGUCUCCCCAAUUUUUCUUGCCAAUGCCCAUCGAGAUAGUGUGCAAGAUCAAGUUUGCCGAUGAGGAUGGGAAUCAGAAGGAGAAGGAGGAAGGGGAAAGGGAGAGUCUGAUUGGGGACGAGGUACCAGCGGCCGGACGGGACUUGGCCGCCUUCGCCAGCACUAGCACCCUCCAUGGGCUGCGGCACAUCUUUCAAACUGGCAGACUGGGCAUCAAGCAAAGCCUGUGGGCACUGGCGUUCUUGGCGUCGCUGUUGUUUUUUCUAUACCAGGUGGCCAAAUGCGCUUUGUACUACCUGGAGCACCCCCAUGUCACCGCCGUGGAUGAGGAGGUGAUGGGGGAGAUGAUUUUCCCAGCCAUCACCAUCUGCAACAUCAACCGCUUCCGCCACUCGGCUCUGACGGAUCCUGACAUUUAUCACCUGGCUAAUCUGACCGGCCUGCCGCCCAAAGACCGGGAAGGGCACCGGGACUCGGAUUUAAUGUACGAUGAUCCCGACAUGCUGGACAUUGUCAACAGGACUGGGCAUCAGCUGGCAGAGAUGCUGAAGAGCUGCAACUUUAGUGGGGACAGCUGCUCUGCGCAGAACUUCUCUGUGGUAUUUACAAGGUACGGUAAAUGCUACACCUUUAAUGCAGACAAGAAGCACCCGAAGGUGAGCAGACAAGGAGGAAUGGGCAAUGGGCUGGAGAUUAUGCUGGACAUUCAGCAGGAGGAAUAUCUGCCGAUCUGGAGAGAGACCAACGAAACAUCCUUCGAGGCGGGAAUCAGGGUGCAGAUUCACAGCCAGGACGAGCCUCCCUAUAUCCACCAGAUGGGGUUUGGUGUAUCCCCAGGAUUCCAGACGUUCGUUUCGUGCCAGGAGCAGAGGAUGACAUAUUUGCCCCAGCCCUGGGGUAACUGCAGAUCCAGCAUCCCAGGGGAGGAGUUCCUGUCCGGCUAUAGCACAUACAGUAUCUCAGCCUGUCGCCUGCAAUGCGAGAAAGAAGCCGUCAUUAGGAAAUGCGCCUGCCGCAUGGUGCAUAUGCCAGGAAAUGAAACGAUCUGCUCUCCUGUGAUGUACAUGUGCGCCGACCACAUCCUGGACAACAUGGUGGAGGAUACCAGUGAGAAGUGCUCCUGUCCCACCCCGUGCAACCUGACUCGCUACAGCAAGGAGAUCUCUAUGGUUCGAAUUCCCAACAAGGGAUCUGCCCGUUACCUGGCUCGAAAGUACAAUAAAAAUGAGACCUACAUCAGAGAAAACUUCCUUGUUCUGGACAUCUUCUUUGAAGCUCUGAACUACGAAACCAUUGAGCAGAAAAAGGCAUAUGACCUACCCAGCUUACUGGGUGACAUUGGAGGCCAAAUGGGUCUAUUUAUUGGGGCCAGUUUCCUCACCAUACUGGAAAUCUUGGAUUAUAUGUACGAGGUGAUUAGAGAUAAAGUAAAGCGGGUCGCUGGCAGAAAGCAAUCUCCUGCAAAGAAGCCAUCAGAGAAUAUAGCGACACUGGUGAUGGAUGAUAACAAGGAUCAGAGCCCUUGCGAGGUACGAGGAAGACACCCAGAAGGCGCCUACGCCACCACAAUGCUCCCAAACCAUCACCGGCACUAUACGCACCACGGCGUGUUCGAGGACUUUGCCUGCUAGGCGACUAAACGGCGGCGGCGCAUUCACCUGAAGCCAACUGUGUGGGGGGUGUAAAGACACUAUGAGCCUUACCCUGCCUCCGUUUCCUACAAGGGAACACAAAACCCAUUGACCACAAUAUGGUUGGACUCAGCUUCUAAACCGACGCCUAAGGCUAUAAGAACUUGGGGAACCUCUGGAGAGACGUGUCCUUCAUAUCUACAGGAAAACCCCAACCCUCCACUUUUGCUGCCUUUCUUUAAUGCAGGAAGAUUCCCCCCGAGUACCCGUACAGGUCAAGGGGUCUCCUUGGUCGCCCCGCGUGAAUAGAGGACUUGUACCCAACAAUGUCCCCUGUAGGCCACUGUCAGAACGUUUUGGACUUAGACAUUAGAAGUCUCCAGUAUCCCUGUUGGUUAUUGAUAGAAAGAUUGCUAUACAGCAGCACAGACACCUAAACAUCUCUAUGUCUUUAUUAACCGUUUCUAUGGAUUUUUAUAAAUAUAUAUAUAUAUAUAUAUACGUAUAUCUCUAUCGCGCCGCCAGGUAAUGCAGUACAACAGGACAGGCACAAUUUCUCCAAAGAUCUUACUAACGCGUUGUCCGGCACCUUAAGCACAGCAAUCGAAAGCAAUUGAUCUGUUAUCCCUCUGGACCCCAAUAAAAUAAGGUCUUUGUGGAUCCAUAAA
This is a messenger RNA of Xenopus tropicalis (tropical clawed frog), 3146 nucleotides long. It is a transcript of the gene asic4, whose product is annotated as acid sensing ion channel subunit family member 4. Bases 871 to 2478 code for a protein of 535 amino acids. Gene Ontology annotation, cellular component: membrane; plasma membrane. The record is from RefSeq and is a predicted model, not a curated record. Lineage: Eukaryota; Metazoa; Chordata; Amphibia; Anura; Pipidae. Gene Ontology annotation, molecular function: sodium channel activity. Gene Ontology annotation, biological process: sodium ion transport. The transcript has 10 exons.